AUGUCAUCUUCAACGAAGAAAUUCACAAUUACUCAUGAUUUUUGUGGCCUGUUGGACUACGAUGAGAAUUAUGAUGAAUUUAGUGAACAGGAGGAACACUUUCAUAUGAACUGGGUUCUGAAUUUAUGUCAAGAGGAUGGAAACGCGGAAUUGAUCAUUUUUGGAGAUCCUCCGGAAGAUGAUUAUGAAGAUUCAGAGCCCUUCGAUAAAGAAUAUUCAAUAGAAGCAGAAAUAGAAAUCAAGUUGUUGCCAAAAAACAGGAAAAUCGAGAGAAAAACGCAUAAGGUUGUCUUCACGUAUCACGAGACUUUUCACAAAGUCCGUCUGAUGAGCUGGGACGUCUUAAGGAAAAGAUGCUCGGUAGAUGAAGAAUUGAAAGUUGAAGUGCACAUUGUGAUCACUAAAAUGGUCCGAGUUGCGGGAAGAAAAACGGUGGAUUUUGGAGAAGCAAUGAGAGAAUAUUCGGACGUUGCUCUGAUCGUUGGAGAGAAGAAAUUCCACGUCUCGAAACUGUAUCUCUCGUUCGAAUCGUCAUAUUUCAAGUCAAUGUUUCUUGGAAACUUCGCAGAAUCCAACAAGUCGGAAGUGACACUUCAUGACAUUGAUACUUACGAGUUUCAGAAGUUCAUAGAAGUUCUAUACGGACGAAAUGCUAUCGAUGAUGACUAUCUAGCGAGUAUUCUCCGUCUAGCCGACAUGUUCGACGCUUCGAUUGUUCGUGAGAGAUGUCAAGACUUUCUGGUGGAAAAAUCGAAAAAGUCAUUGAAAGAAAAGCUGGAAUUGGCGUCCGAAUACAGAAUGGAGAAUUUGAAGAAAAAGUGUCUUUCCGACAUCAAAGCAUUGGAUAAUCUUAAUUAA
Messenger RNA from Caenorhabditis remanei, 858 nucleotides. RefSeq lists its product as uncharacterized. The record is from RefSeq and is a predicted model, not a curated record. The transcript is spliced from 5 exons. Gene Ontology annotation, molecular function: protein binding. Bases 1 to 858 code for a protein of 285 amino acids. Lineage: Eukaryota; Metazoa; Nematoda; Chromadorea; Rhabditida; Rhabditidae.